Molecule: messenger RNA, 3166 nt
Organism: Notolabrus celidotus (New Zealand spotty)
Lineage: Eukaryota; Metazoa; Chordata; Actinopteri; Labriformes; Labridae
Gene: slc37a4b
Product: solute carrier family 37 member 4b
Exons: 10
Coding region: 950-2302 (450 amino acids)
Biological process (GO): glucose-6-phosphate transport; phosphate ion transmembrane transport
Cellular component (GO): endoplasmic reticulum membrane
Molecular function (GO): glucose 6-phosphate:phosphate antiporter activity
Source: RefSeq, a predicted model, not a curated record
CAGAGAGAGGGUACAUUUAUGUCUCAGGCAGCACAAAGCGUCAAAAACUGCUGACUUCUUUCGGUAUUUUUUAAGAAUGUAGCUAUUAUGGGAAGGUCCGCCCCGUAAAUCAGUCCGCCACAAGAAACAGAGGGUAUUUGUAGCAACUUAGGCAGGAAUGGUGCUGUUUUCAGAGAGUAGGAUGUUGUUGGAUACUAAGUAGCCUAUAUGAAGUUCCUGGGAGGCCAAGUGAGAUGUAAUGGUUUACAUUUACAACCAGUAGGACAUUGAUCGCUUGUUUCCGAGUAAUUUAAGUUAAGCUUCCUACUUAUUACUAGAAAGUGUACUUCUAGGUCAUGUUAGCUCAUCUUAAUGUAUAUAUUUCUAAAAACAGACUGUAGUCACGGGAGUCCUCUGAGUUUAAGUUGCCUGUGCACGACACUUGAUAUUUUCAGAGUUGUCGGAGAGACCUCCAAACCAGAUACCCAAGCGUGCUAAAUCAGAGGAACCACUUUGACAUUUGCAAAGCAGCCUACUACACUAGUGUAACUUAAAACAUGACGAGAUGUUGGACUGAGUUUCACUUUAUCCUGAACUGAACUUGGGACGACUGAAAGGACGGGUGUCAGGUUUCCCUUCUCUGUCCUGGCUUCUACAAGCAGCAGCCUCACAGAUAGACUGAGCAGCCUGCCUGCAGGACGACUCCUGUCAAGACUGCUUCUCUUUCAGGAACUGAAGGGAACUGGGCUGUCAGGCCAAAGCUGCACCUGGUUUUGAAUCUUCUUUGUCCCGGUGCAAACAAGUAGUAUACGGCAUCAACUUUGCACUAAGAACAACCCAAAAGUAACACUUCUCAGCACAAUUGGCUUUAAUCUGGAUGCCAGAGGUGCAGCUAAAAACAAGUCUCCACUAAAAGAAAGGCUGAGGAUUUCUGGUCUCCAUCACCACCGUUCUUCAAUCAAGUGCAAUCAUGGGGGCCACGGGAUAUGGCUACUACCGUGUCGCCAUCUUUCUUUGCAUGUUCACCGGCUACUCGCUGUACUUCUUCAACAGGAAAACCUUCUCCUUCGUCAUGCCGUCUGUGAUGGAGGAGAUAGCGCUGGACAAAGAUGACCUGGGUCUGAUCACAAGCAGUCAGACCAUGGCCUACGCCAUCAGUAAGUUCAUCAGCGGCGUGUUGUCGGAUCAAAUCAGCGCUCGCUGGCUCUUCUCCAUCGGCCUCUUUGUGGUGGGCGGCAUCAAUGUGGUGUUCUCUUGGUCCUCCACGGUGUCCAUGUUCUCUCUGUUCUGGUUCAUCAACGGCCUGGGACAGGGCUGCGGCUGGCCACCCUGUGGGAAGGUGCUUCGCAAGUGGUUUGAGCCAUCCCAGUUUGGAACCUGGUGGUCUGUCCUCUCCUGCAGUAUGAACCUGGCAGGGAGUCUGGGUCCGAUCCUGGUCACAGUGCUGCUGCAGUACUACGACUGGAGGACCAUCAUGACCAUGUCAGGCAUCUUCUGUGCUGCCUUCUCCUUAGUUUGUCUGGUGUUUGUGAAGAACGAGCCGAAGGAUGUGGGUCUGCCCAGCAUCGAGCCUGCAGCCAAGAAGGGAGCAAAGGGAGGAAAUAGUGAGAGCACCCUGAGGGAGUUCCUCCUCUCUCCCUUCCUGUGGGUGCUGUCUCUGGGUUACCUGGUGGUGUUUGGUGUGAAGACGGCUGCCACUGACUGGGGACAGCUGUUCCUCAUGCAGGAGAAAGGACAGACUGCUCUCAUGGGCAGCACGUACAUGAGUGCCUUGGAGGUGGGAGGUUUUGUGGGUAGCCUGGCGUCAGGUUUCAUCACAGACAGAGCCGUCGCUCGGAAAGGCCUGGGUACUCAUGGUAACCCUCGCCAUGGUCUGCUCAUUCUCAUGAUGGCCGGUAUGUAUGUGUCCAUGUACCUCUUCAGAGUCACCAUCACUCCUGAAAUCCCAAAGGAGGCUCCUCUUUGGGUACAAGUAAUUCAUCCUGUCUCUGUCCUUAUUGGUGUGUCAGAAAAGGAGAUCUGGAUCCUCUUCCUUGGUGCUAUGUUUGGAUUUUCUUCUUACGGACCAAUUGCCUUGUUUGGAGUGAUAGCGAGUGAAAGUGCUCCUUCAAACUUUUGUGGAACCUCCCAUGCUGUUGUAGCUCUGAUGGCUAAUGUGGGUGCCUUCAUGGCUGGGCUACCCUUCAGCACUAUUGCCAAAAAGCACAGCUGGGACAUGGCAUUCUGGGUAGCUGAGGUGUCUAUGGCCAUUGCUACUGUCGGCUUCUUCCUGGUACGCAACAUGCGCACCAAGAUGGGACGGAUCGCAGAGAAAUUGGACUAAUGUAUCUCACUAAACUCUUCAUGUAAUAUGACCAGAUGAACUGUGUUUUGCACUUGUGAAUGCUCAGUAAACAGAAUACUGCACAUGAUUACAACUCCAAUCUGACCAAACAAAACCUACCGAACACAGACUAAAGUCAGUAUUUUUUACAGAUCAAUGUAGAUGCUCACAAUAGAUGUCAGUCAUAGCCCAUGUUGGGAUCACAAUCCUAUGAACACACAGUUUUUCAUCAUAUUCACCAGCAUGGAAAAGAUAACAGUUCAUCUUAGACUUACAUUUCUGUGCUUCCAAAUUGAUAAUGUAGGCUGGAAUGAACUCAGACUUUAAGUUAAUAAAAGCCUGACUGAAGUUUAAGAUACAGUGAACGUGUGCUGCUCAUUGCACACCUUUACUUCAGUGAAGGUCAAAUCUAUUUAACUCACUGAAUGUGCACUAGACACCCUGUGAGUUCUAGACGAUUAUAUGUCUAGGUAUUUGCACAAAUAUUGUAGCAUGCAUCACGGUCAUUUUACUGAUACCUCAAGUAUUUGUUCAAAUGUAAAUGGCUCGUUGUUUCAGUGAUAAGAAUAAUAGGAAAUCAUGCUAUUUUUUUACAUAGUUCUAUGCUUCGUGAUACAGAAUUACACUUUGUAGGCCAUGGAAGAAUUUAUAAUCUGGUAUAUUUAUAAGGAAAAUUUUAAACAGACAUGCACUACAGGUGUUUUGUCACUGCCAACAUAGGUACUGUUAACUUUCUCAUCUCUCAAAUAUGUAGUAAUUAAAAAUGAGUCUACACUUAGUGCCAUGUCGGCAUUUCUGUAUCUUACUGGAAUUGUAUGAUGUACCUAACAAGUGAAGGGCAUCUAAUAAAUGCAGUUAACUUUG